CCUCAGUCCAGCAUCCAGCCCCCGCCUGUCUCCUCGCUCCUGUUUCCUGGUGUCUCUUCUGCUCAUAUUUCUCAAGGAGCCCAGACCUGACACACCCGUGUUGCUUCCCUGCCACUCAUCCAAAGCCUCUCAGGACCUCUGUGCCAGCCCAGCUCCCUGACCAAAGUGGGACACCCGGGACCAGAAGGUGCUGAAGAAGAAGCGGCGACAUGUCUUCCUCCUCUCCUCCUCGCCUUGAGCAGCCGCAGACAGGCAGCUUUCCACCACCUCACACGCCCGUCCCCAACACCAGCAGCUCCGAAGACCCCAUGUUCACCCCGGAGCUUCAGGAUAUGCCCGUAUUCUACACCAUUCGUGACUCCCAACAGAUGGUGUGGGUCCUGAGUGGAGAUGUUUUAAUAGCAGCUCCUUCAAGCAACAACGUGCAGCCUGUCACUCUCACCUUGAUCGCCUGCAGGGACACAGCAUUACACGAUGAAGAGAAAGGCAAUCUGGUUUUCCUGGGAAUCAAGGGCAAAGACCUCAGCUUCUGCUGUGCGGAAGCUGAGGGCCAGCCCACACUGCAGCUGAAGGAGGUCAGUAUCAUGGAACUGUACAGGGAGAACAAAGCUCGGACGCCAUUUCUCUUCUUCCACAGCCUGGAGGGCUCCACCUCUGCCUUUCAGUCGGCCUCCCACCCCGGCUGGUUCAUAGCCACGUCCUCCACAGCCAAGCAGCCCGUGACGCUCACCCAGGAGAGGGGCCUCGCUAACACAAACUUUUAUUUAGGUCGUGAGAAUUAAAUCCAGCCUGGUCGGAGGGUGACGGAUUUCAGGAUAGAUGAUCAAGCUGUCAGAGAAUCUUCUGCUUGAAAAUACAGUGCCAUGUUUCCAUGCAAUUUCCCUUUUCUCUCCCUUUCCCUCCCAUCUCAUGUCUCUGUUGAGAGAGAAAUGAAUUACAGUAGAUGGGGUACAGAGAGAAGAUGUGAG
Molecule: messenger RNA, 968 nt
Organism: Ictidomys tridecemlineatus (thirteen-lined ground squirrel)
Lineage: Eukaryota; Metazoa; Chordata; Mammalia; Rodentia; Sciuridae
Gene: Il36b
Product: interleukin 36 beta
Biological process (GO): inflammatory response to antigenic stimulus; positive regulation of gene expression; positive regulation of T cell differentiation
Molecular function (GO): cytokine activity; interleukin-1 receptor binding
Source: RefSeq, a predicted model, not a curated record